AUGACAGAGGAGGGCGAGGAGGCAGACUUUGUCGGUGGAGGCCGCAAACCGUCUAGACGAGAACGCAUCCGUGAUCGACUAUUGAAGAAGGUAGAUAAACCAGAUAAACCAAAGGCGAAGCAGAUCGGUCACGAUGAGGCUCUUAACGACUUUUUGUUGAAGUCUCCGGGAGAAGGAGGUGAUGUCUUGCCACGAUUUCCCUCCCCAACAAGAAAACCGGUUCCUAGAAUUAACGUAUCGUCAUCACCUCGCUGGCCAGAGGCACAAAAUGUCACAUCAGGAGAGGCAGUCCCUCAGCCUACUGAUGACCAGGAAGCCACAGGGGUCUACGUUCCAACAAAGCCUAGGCGGCGAGAAGGACUGACAGUGAGCUUUACUAAGAAUGCUCCUGAGAUCAUAGGUGAGGGUGGUAAUGAGGCUGAGGCCCCUACGCUAUCAAUACAUCAGACAAGGCAGUCUGUGUCUGCGCAUACUUUCGCUCACGAUGGGCGUCCUCAGAACCAAGCAGCGUCUGCAGCUACCGUCUCAGAAACUAAUAUCCAUGCAAGUAGCACUCUUACCGAUCCGCCAGGACAGGAAUUCCGGCCUCAGAUCCUAGUGCGAGCUCCUACAGGCCUUGGAGAGGCAACAAGACCAGGAGAGAGCGCUAUCGCUGCGAGCAAAAGCAUGCAGGAUGCGGGAUUCGAGCGUACUGUGACAGGCAGAAACACAGCUCAACCUACAGCUCAAUCUAACCCCGGGCUACGGCUCUCUUCAGCAACAGGUUUGAAACAGAAAAUGCUAGAAGAGGAGGCUCGAGCUUUAACUUCCGCCCGCAGAGAUUCUCCACCUGAAUCCAUACUUCAUCGGCAGAAUGCGACACCGCCUAGAAAUUCUCGAGAAUAUCUCCCAGCUACAUCAGUGGCGCCACAAGCUCAACGGGAGGAUUCACCCAGCGCCCUAGCUAAUCUCCUCUCUCCUCAGGGUCAUUCUCCAUCACCGUCAAGGCCCUCCUCAUCCUCAUCAUACGGAAGCACCGAGCAGUCACUCGAAGUAGCACAAGGCCUCAGCCACAGAGCAACAUCCUCAAGAACAUCACCUAGACGCAAGCCUGUUCCUAAACCAUCAGCUCCUGAAUCGACAGAAGAUGCUCUGGCUGAGUUUAGGUCACGUGUCCGGCGCUACUAUGGGCUAUUUGUUCUAUCAGCAGAAAACACGGGGCCCGGCUUGGAUGCUUCUUUAUCCAGAUGGAUGCGAGCUGCUGCUUGGUGGUUCCUGACUGCCGAAACGAACUUCAAGCUAUUGAGGAGAGACUUGGAAGAAGGAGUCAAUAUCAUGCAGAUUUCGACGAGCAGACGACUCAUGCAAGCCGUCGUGGACCUUGCGAAGACAGCCUGGAUUCUCGAAGACAUUUUCUUGGACUAUGCUAAAGCAGAAUCGCUGGAUCUAUCAAAUCAAGAAGCCAUAGGUAGACUGAUAGAGUCCGACCCUCUUUCGCGCUUCUCGCGAACUUUGCAAUACUGGCAAGACCUGUCGAAACGACUUGAGAGCCUUGUGGCAGCGGUUCGUCGGAACGGCUUCAUGGCACCAUCUUCUGAAGAUGUACCUUUGUCUCCGGGGAUCGACUCGACAAUUUGGCUCACACACGCGGUCUUAGAACCUGGAGCCGCUGAUUGGUUUCGCUCUGCGAAUCCACCCUGGAUUCGGAUGGACCACACCGUAACGCCUGUCGAGCCUUUCGAUCUUGCAGAAGUCAUCCCUUUAAAUAGUACUACCAAUACGUUCCGGAUGAGAUCCAUGUUCUGUCAUAUUUCCGGCCGGUUCCAGAACCAAGAACGUACGGCAGUUGUACCAUGUAUAUUGACAAUUGCCCGUCGAAGAGGGUCGCACGCGCUUGUGCUAUUCAUGGCCAGUCAGGACCAUGAUGUCAACGUCGUUUUCGAAACAGAUCCUGUCCAUCGUGACCGCAUAGAAUGGCAGCAGACACUUGCUAGCGUCUUCUUCAAUUCUACGGGUGGAUUUCAAUUCCAGAUCCAGUUACAGCAGGCCGACUUCCUUCAUCUGAAGGAUUGUUACGAUCUUGCCAAGAGAGCAUUAUCUGGGACGGUACUUGAUGUCCAGGGAAAUGCAAACUUCCGCGAGAUAUUAGUCUUCAAGGCUACAGCGAAAACCUUUGAGCGCAGAUCUACAGAGAAAAUCAACAGUUUUCCGUAUGUGGGCGAGCAACGAGACUGCGAGAUCUUCCUCUUCGAGAAGACCGAGCUGCUUAGAGACAGAUCAACCACUCGUAAAGCCCAUCGAGGUUUCAGGCUGAGUGUAAUCCUCAGUCCUUAUGCUGCCAAUUUAGGGAUUCUCGAUGUGCAUAUCGGCGGGGACAAACCGAUCCUCUUACACUCUUCCCACGACAACAAUCCUCCACUAGUCGAACUGAUGGACUACCGGCGGGCAUCACUUCUCAUUCAAUUUCCACGCAAUAAAGAUUUUAAUGGGUUCUACGAACUUCUCACAAGCCUCAAUCAUUCUGCCAAUCAAGAGCCUCCUUUUGAGAACGUACCAUUGCAUUCAUUUUCUAUCGAACCGUCCUCAAGUGAGGCUAGGAUGUUUUUCAGUGCCGCACCAUGGAGAAAUGUUCAGAUCACGAUCGACAAGGGCCAAAACCAGGGACGGGAUCAUAUCACCAACACAGCAAAUCCUGCCCCUAUCAAUACCAGUGUCUUCUCCACCCAUGGUGUAUUUGCCGACAGGCUCUCACAGGGACGAUCGCAAGUCUACAUGGCAUUAAACACCACCGACCCAACAAUGCUCCACCUCCUUCGAAACGCGCAACAAGAUAUAAGCAUAGCCCUCCGCUUCCGCGCUGCACCUCCUACCGCCCCAGCUAUCGCCACGCAAAUCUUGUCCCAAUCCCGCACGCACCCAACGACAUGGAAAUACACCUUCGCCACCCCACACGACUUGCACACCUUCCAAAAGUGCCUAACCGGCUCCGAAGUGCUAUUCGACGGCACCGCAUCCUCCUUCCUCGUCUCCCGCGGCACCGGCCUCCGCACCAAGAAGGCCGACUUUGGUGUGACGAGAAUCCAGCUCUUGCACGACAGCCUCAAGCAGAGAUGGCAAAUGCUCACGUACUUCGAAGACGGAGGCCAAGCGAUGCAAUUCGGGCUGGAUGGGAACGAUGUCUUCGAACGCUCAAACAGCAAGGGCAAAUACAGCAUCAAGCUCGUGGAGGUGAAGAUCAGUCCACCUUCUCCAGCACCGGAGGAUGGUGGUGAUGAGAAGAAGGGUUUCCUCUGCGUGGAAGAGACACCCGAGGGGGAUGAAAGAGAUGAUAUCCUCAUCUCCUUCGAGGCAGAGGAGACCAGGGAUCGUUUGGCGCACGUCCUCCCCUCAGCGGUGAAGAAGACGUCUUCGUUGAUGGGGGCGCUGCAUCUGCGGUGA
Molecule: messenger RNA, 3417 nt
Organism: Endocarpon pusillum Z07020
Lineage: Eukaryota; Fungi; Ascomycota; Eurotiomycetes; Verrucariales; Verrucariaceae
Exons: 2
Coding region: 1-3417 (1138 amino acids)
Source: RefSeq, a predicted model, not a curated record